AUGCCCUUCUUCACUCGUGUUUUCCGGGGCAAGGACGCCAAUUCUACGAAGAAGGCGACCAAAACCCCCGUCGCGGAGGACACUAGCCCCGCGAAGCCAACAUGGACCGACGCGUGGCAACGAACGGAGGUGGCCCCCGAGGAAGUUCAAGACCUGCUCCGGGGCUGUACUCAAGAACUCAAGUCGCGAGGUAUGCUUGUCCCGCCAGAAUUGACGUCAAUUGUGGAAAUCGGAGCUCUACAAACGCCCUUCCUUCUCUUGCCCUUCCGUCCCAGCUCCGAUUCAACGGCCGCUCGCACCUUCAUUCGCAACUACUUCAACCAGUCAGUCGAGAGAGGCUCGCCUCUCGGUGGAGAUGCCUUGUCGCAAGAAUUACGGCUUUCGGACCCCAUGGUCCUAUGCGGUGUGAUGAAGUGGUGUUGGGCUAGACUGCCUGGUGGAGUUGUUACUUGGGAGGCAUACGAAUUGUUUAAGGUCGGCGAGCAAGAUUCUCAAUUCGCCCGCGAUGCGUUCACGACCUUCAUUCCGCUCAGUGUUGAUUCAGACGCCCGGACCAAGAUCAUCUUCGAUUUCUUCGACCUCUUGACGGCUAUCGCAGCCCACGGGAAAUCCAAUGGCCUGGGUGGACGAAAGCUUUCUAGAUACGCCGGAUGGUGGGCCUUUGAGCAUACGGACAUGGGGAAUGGCUUUGAAGCCGCUUAUAAAAAUUGGAUGGCUGCUGCGGACGCAACGAGCCAUCUCUUCUUCGCCUACCUGCGCUCCUUGUCUCCGGAGGCCCGACGGAUGGGCAGCAUCUCCACCCUGCCUAUUACCUUGCAGUCAUUGAUUCAGGCCACAGAGUACCCGCCGGAGACGCCCGCCCUUCUUCAGGUCUCGACUACUAGAGUCGUCAUGAUUGUUGACACGGUCUCGCCUACCCCCUUUGCUCUUCUCCGGCGCGCAAAGAACUUUGAGUACCGAGACAGCGAUCACCAUCUGCAGGAAUUUUCGAAUCUCGAGGACCCUCUUCGCGCUCUAACCGAUGAGUGUCUCCGCGUGCUGAAAUGCAUUUCUUCCACCAAUCAAUCUAGCGAAGCGGACCCGACCAAGUCUGACCGGGAAGCUUCGUGGUCGAGAUUCGAGGAUUUCGGUUUCGGUGGUGCGCUGGAUGAUGACGUGGAUGAUGCAAAGGGUCCUGCCUCGAGAAAAGAAUUCGGGGAUGGUCUGCGUUCCGCCCCCCAGUCCGGCGGAGGGGAUUUGGGGCGUCCUACCACUCCAUCAUGGGCAGAUUUCAUGUCAUCAGGCUUCAAUGACGAGAGUGUCUUCAAGUCUCCUGUUGCUCCCGUGCUACUUCCCCCGGACAAAGUUCUGCCCCCUAUUGCAACCAUUCGCGGUCAGAGUUCGCAGUCUCAUAAGCGCACCCUGGAUACUGAAACGUCUAUUGAUCCGGGCGAGCUAGCAAGUAUCACCACUCUCGACCUCGAUGAUUCUUUCUGGUGGGUGUGGAUUAGCAGUCUUGCGGGUGAAGAGUCACCGCUGCGUAAAGCGGUGUUUGGACGGUGCGCACUGCUUGAGACUAUCAUCAAGGGUGCGAAGUGGCUUGUUCUAGAGGAGCAGGUCAAGGGCGCAGCCCCGGAACCCGAGGCCGGCGCGCACAUCGUCGAGAAGAAGAGCUUCUUCGGAUUCUCGACGCGCAAAAGGCUUGGACGGCGCAAGUCCUCGACCAAGAAGGUUAACGCGGUCGAGGAUGCCUACAAGAGACCCGACAACCAGGCGCCACAGAGCAAGACUAGCAUUGCUCCUGACCAGCAUGCGCGUAUCCAGGCUGCCGCCGCCGCUCUCCAGAGAAAGCAUCGGGAGCAGGAGUCUGCGAAUGGAUCUCAAACAAACCUCGCAAAUAAUCGCUAUUCGACCAAGACUAAUUCGGUCCUGACCUUGCAACCUGGCAUCGUGAACGAGGCCUCGCAUGCAAUGAAAUGGGCUAGCAACUACGACAAGAAUGCGUACCGAAAGGCCUAUCUAAGCAAUGAUCAUGCGGGAACCGGGACCGCGUCGGACAGCAUGAAGGAACUUGCACGAGACAACGGGCCGCCAUCACCGACGACUAGUACCCGCCAGGCUCCUCCGCCAUUGCCGAAGGAUUCGGCUCCUAGCUCCCCAGCACCUAGGGCGUCCAAGGAGUUUCCCGAGGAGACCGCCAGCACCCCUAACAAUAGCACGAGUGACCCAUUAGCCGCCGAGUCGAUUCCCAAGAAAUCUAUGGACUCAGCAGACGACUCGGGCCGGAAGUUGAAGAAGAAGGCCGGAAAUACGGGAUUCAAGGGUCUCUUUGGAACGGUCAAGAAGAAGAAUAACCCCGACACCGAACCGAGACCGGCAAUGAAAGCAACUGGUGCCGAGAAGUCAGCCGUCGCCCAAGCCCGCGCCGCUUUGGAGAGCAAGGCUAUGGCUGCACAGCAGCAACCCCCUCGGUCUUCUCCCAAGGGACCCUCGACCCUGAAGAAGAAACCUGUUCCAGGAACGCCAACUGCUGAGUCUCGCGAGGCUAAUGCGGAUGCAGCUACUACACCGCGGGCGCCGCAGUCACCCCAGGCGCCCGAAAAAGCGGAGACUCAGCCCGCCGAAACUCGAGACCAACCUCAAGAGACCAAGGAGCCGUCCCAUGAGGUCCCCAGUCCGCCUAGCGCCAACGGCUACCACAGCAAAAGCCGACGGGAAGCCGAAAUCGAUGCUCUCUCACGCGUCGACACCAAUGAACGGGCAGCAGCUGACCGUGAAUUUUCGAGGUUUGAUCAGGGGCCCCUGAUGGAACAACCGGCAUUCGCCCCAGAGGAUUCGCCGGUCUCUCCAGACUUCCCGGAGAAGAAAGACGCUGCGCCUGCAGUCUCAGCCACUCCUGAGGCACCCACCGAGCCCCAGGCCAAUGACGCUGAGACCAGCGCUCCUAGUCCACAGGCCAAUCCCUCCUACGAUCGCUGGGCCCAGAUCCGCAAGAACGCCGCGGAAAGAGCUCAACAAGGUCCGGCCCCCGGCGAACACUCUCGCCCCAGUGAGGCUGAUGACAGCGAUGAUACCAGCGAAGAAGAGAGCUUUGAGACUCGUGCCGCUCGUAUCAAGGCCCGCGUUGCCGAGCUGACCGGCAAUAUGCAAGCCUAA
Aspergillus affinis is the source of this 3135-nucleotide messenger RNA. RefSeq lists its product as uncharacterized. The coding region runs from base 1 to 3135 and encodes 1044 amino acids. Lineage: Eukaryota; Fungi; Ascomycota; Eurotiomycetes; Eurotiales; Aspergillaceae. The record is from RefSeq and is a predicted model, not a curated record. The transcript is spliced from 6 exons.